Elaeis guineensis (African oil palm) is the source of this 794-nucleotide messenger RNA. Its product is annotated as small ribosomal subunit protein eS24z. The record is from RefSeq and is a predicted model, not a curated record. Gene Ontology annotation, molecular function: structural constituent of ribosome. Gene Ontology annotation, biological process: translation. Gene Ontology annotation, cellular component: ribosome. NCBI's taxonomy places the organism in Eukaryota, Viridiplantae, Streptophyta, Magnoliopsida, Arecales, Arecaceae.
CCAUGGCUAGGGUUUUGCCAGGUUCGCUUCUUCACGUUGCUCUAGUGCGGCCUCCCGCCGGCUGCUCGCGCGAUCUCAUCGUUGGAGCGGAGAAGAAGAAACAAUGGCGGAGAAGGCGGUGACGAUCAGGACUCGGAAGUUCAUGACCAAUCGUCUUCUCUCCCGGAGGCAAUUCGUCAUCGAUGUCCUUCAUCCUGGAAGAGCAAAUGUCUCCAAGGCGGAGUUGAAGGACAAGUUGGCGACGCUUUACGAGGUGAAGGAUCCCAACACGAUCUUUGUUUUUAAGUUCCGGACUCACUUUGGAGGAGGGAAAUCUACGGGCUUUGGGCUAAUUUAUGACUCGGUGGAGAGCGCCAAGAAGUAUGAGCCCAAGUAUCGGCUUAUUAGGAAUGGGCUUGCCACAAAGGUUGAGAAGUCAAGGAAGCAAAUGAAGGAAAGGAAAAAUAGAGCAAAGAAAGUCCGUGGUGUCAAGAAGGCCAAGGCUGGAGAUGCUGCGAAGGCUGGGAAGAAGAAGUGAAUGGAUUCUUCAUUUGCUUUUGUUGUAUUGCCAUCUUGGGUCCAUAACUUCCUAGAGUUUAAUUUUGAGGAGAUCUUUUUAUUUUGUUAGUUUUGGAAUUUGAGUUUGGUUUAAGUGUGUUAAGGGAGUAGUGGAUUAGCAGAAUUUAAACUCCACUUCGCAAUGCUACUUUAUUUUGAGUAACCUUUUACAGCUUUAUCAGUCUAAACUUUUCUGAAGAUACUAUACGUAUUUUGAACCAGACCAGUAAAUCCAAAUAUUAUUGUUGUUAUAUACU